Molecule: messenger RNA, 594 nt
Organism: Striga hermonthica
Lineage: Eukaryota; Viridiplantae; Streptophyta; Magnoliopsida; Lamiales; Orobanchaceae
Source: the annotation of a GenBank genome assembly
AUGGCUUCAGAAGCGGAUUUUUCAUCGGAGCCACUGACGACUUUCAUCGAACACCUCAUGGCCAACAGCCACAGAGGCCACAGAGACAUCUCCUUCCUCCUCCCCCUCAUCAUGGGCCUAACCUCCACCAGCCCACCUCACGAAACCCAGGAUCAGGCCGGUCCGUUCGAGCCACGCGGUCGAUUCAUCCUCGUCAGCCCCUUUGCAACAGAAAUAAACGGCGGCCAAAACGGCCGGCCGCCGGCUUCGAAGGCGUCCAUUGAAGCCUUGGAGAGUGUGGAGAUCGAGAACGACGACGACCAGUGUGUCGUCUGCCUGGAGGAUUGGGAAAUUGGGGAGAAGGCUAGGAAAAUGCCCUGCGGCCAUAGGUUUCACGGGGAGUGUGUGGAGAGGUGGCUAAGGAUUCACGGGUCGUGCCCGGUUUGUCGAUAUGAGAUGCCGGUCGAGGAGGACGAAGAUGGUGAUAAGAAGGUGGGUGAUGGAGAGAGUAGGAGAGGGAUUUGGGUCGGGUUUGGGUUUGGUUGGGUUGAUUCUAGUGUCAGGAAUCUGAGUAGUGGAUUUCCACAUAGUGAUCAAGAAAUGCAGCAGGACUAG